Molecule: messenger RNA, 1970 nt
Organism: Camelina sativa (false flax)
Lineage: Eukaryota; Viridiplantae; Streptophyta; Magnoliopsida; Brassicales; Brassicaceae
Product: putative F-box/FBD/LRR-repeat protein At3g59240
Molecular function (GO): protein binding
Source: RefSeq, a predicted model, not a curated record
UCCAAGUAACCAAAUAUAUCUCCUCAGCUUGUACGAUGUCGUUUCAGAGCUGAGACUUCUGUUUUGAACCAUCGUCCCCGAACAACAUUGCAAACCUCACAAACUUUUGGGUUUUGGCCAAAAAGACUUUUCCUUUUUUCUCCCGAUUAGACGAAAGACGUGUUGGGAAUAGUCCACUUCGGGAGAAGGGGUGCUCUCCUAUCUUUUGAUUAGGAAAGCGUUGCAAAAUUCCAGUCUUUCCACGCUCCUCUCGCAAUCAACCUCUGAGAAGUUGUCAGAUUUGAAGGAUUUUGAUGGGCUCUGUGCUCAGAUACUCAAUAGUGAGUCUCGUCGACAUUGACACACUUAUUUGCAGCUGACAAUGCCCUUUUAUUUUUAGGCACCCGACAAAGAUGGAUAUAUGUUGCAAAGAUAUAAUCAGCAAUCUACCAGAAGCUCUGAUUUGUCACAUAUUGUCGUUUCUCACCACAAAGGAAGCAGCUUUGACUUCACUUCUCUCCCAAAAGUGGCGCUAUCUCUUUGCUUACAGACCAAAUCUUGAUUUCGAUGACUCUAUAUUAUAUCGUGAACAUGAAGUUCCUAUCCUAGAAUUGGAUGAGAAACACAGAGUGUUUAUGGAUUUCGUAGAUAGAGUGCUUGGUUUGCAGGGUAAUUCUACUAUUAAAAGCUUCUCUCUUCAGUGUCAAGAUGGUGUUUAUCCAGAUUGUGUCACUCGUUGGAUAACUAGUGUCAUGGAACGUGGAGUAUCAGAUCUUGAUUUACGCGUUACUCUGAAUUGGCACGAUGAUUCGAUGCCUGCAAGUGUCCUUGUGAGCAACUCACUGGUUAGGUUGAGAGUGGAAUCUGGAAAUGGUGUUAUCAUUCAUGUGGGAGAUGUUUUUCUUCCAAAGCUUAAGACUCUCUAUCUUGAUUUAGUUUUGUUAACAUAUUGUGGUUUCGAUAAUGCCCUUGGGAAGCUUAUCUCAUCUUGUCCUGUGCUUGAGGAACUAGUCAUGAUCAAUCUAUGCUGGCAAGGUUAUUGGAGGCGCCCUUUCUCUUCAAAAACCCUCAAGAGUCUAACUUUCUACUGUCAAGUGAUUGAUAAUAACCCGUUUACUGUUACAUUUGAUACGCCGAAUCUCGUCUACUUGGAAUACUCAGAUCAUAUUGCGGACGAGUAUAAAAAGGUGAAUUUUGAUUCACUUGUUGAAGCUAGUAUCGGUCUUCAAAUGACAAGUGUUCAGUAUGCACAUGCAACCAACGGGUAUAUGGUCGCUAAUGCAACAGAUCUUAUUAUGGGGAUAAGCAAUGUUAGGAUCCUUCACUUAUUUGACAGCACUCUUAAGGUUCUUACUUUCUGCUGUGAACAAAUACCCAUAUUCAAGAACCUGAAUCAUUUAAGUAUUAUGACUCACUGGGAAGUGGGAUGGGAAUCAUUGCCGGCUCUACUCAAGAAUUGUCCAAAUCUUGAAACCCUCGUCUUUGAAGGACUCCAUCACAAAAGUACAAUUAGAUGUGAGGACGUUGACGGGUGCCUAUGCAAAUCUUCUGAGAACAGUCCCACUUGCUUAUCAUCAAGCCCCGUAAAGAUUCUAAAGAUAUUGAAUUUUGGUGAGAUUUGUGAUUGCUAUGGUGAUGACAUGGAGAAGCAGAUGGAGCAAGUAGAGUAUUUCCUGGAGAAAAUGCCGAAUCUUGAACAAAUGAUAUUGUACUAUAGUACACCGAUCAAUGAAGAUGUGGAAAGCCAACUUCAGAGGCUAGUAGCUUCAGCCAAGGCCAGUGUCCAAGUCCAACUAAUCUCUGAAUAACUUCAGCGUAUCUACUAAUCUUCCUUUCCUUGUAACGUAAAUGGGAGAUUAUCCUCUUUUUUUAAUCUCGGAGAAGAUCAACAAAGCUUUUAUUCUAUUUUGUUCGAGUUCUGUUAUGUGUUUGUAUAUACUUCAUGUUUUCUCAAGACUUCCAAGAUAUUAAUUAUCAAAGCUAUUGUUCUA